Hyaloscypha bicolor E is the source of this 1206-nucleotide messenger RNA. Its product is annotated as gibberellin 3-beta hydroxylase. Lineage: Eukaryota; Fungi; Ascomycota; Leotiomycetes; Helotiales; Hyaloscyphaceae. The record is from RefSeq and is a predicted model, not a curated record. The coding region runs from base 1 to 1206 and encodes 401 amino acids. The transcript is spliced from 3 exons. Gene Ontology annotation, molecular function: dioxygenase activity.
AUGCCGAAAGCCACCCCCUUCAACCCACCAUCAGCCAGUCUUCCCGGUAAACCCUCAGUCCCAGAAUGGGUCCCGCCACCGGUGACAAAGGAAACUCACAACUUCGCGAAGCUGAAAUCCAUUGAUCUGUCCUUGAUGGACUCAGAGGACCCAGCUGUAGUUGAGGACCUUGUUCAGCAGGUCAAGACUGCCAUCCGCGACGACGGUUUCCUUUUCCUUGAGAACUACGGGAUUUCUCUCGAGCAGCUGCAUCGUCAAUUCGCUAUUGCUCAAUAUCUUUACCACAACAUCAGUGAAGAGGACAAGUCGCGCCUGCUCUUCGACCCUGAGACGGGCAGAUGGUCCGGCUACAAGCACCCAUAUGGAUUCAAGAAAACGCGUGCCAUUCCCGAUGGCAUUGAGCAAUUCAACUGGUACAAGGAUGACUGGGAAGACAUCAACCGUACUCCCAACUGCUUGCGCCCCUUCAUAGACGAGAUCGAAGCCUUCUGCGCCUACCUGACUGGCUCCGUUAAUCGCCGCCUUCUCACCCUCUUCUCGCGCGUGCUCGAGCUUCCCGACAACUACCUCUGGGACAACGUCCAGUCACACGGCGGUCCAACUGGCGAGGGCUACUUCCGCCACGCCCUCUUCCGCCCAGUCGAGAAGACCACCGAGGCAGCAUCCAAGGGCCUCCGCAUGCACGGCCACACCGACUUCGGCCUCACGACUCUGCUGUUUUCUGUCCCCAUCUCGUGCCUGCAGAUCUGGGGCCGCGACGAACAGUGGUACUACGUCCCCUACAAACCGGGAGCGCUCGUCAUCAAUAUCGGCGACACGCUCGAGAUUGUGUCCGGCGGCCACUUUAAGGCUACUCGUCACCGCGUAUACAGACCUCCCGUGGACCAGCUCCAGGAGGAGCGACUCUCGCUGGUUCUGUUCAACAGCUCCGUUGGUGAUUUGCGCAUGACUCCUGCGGCGUCUUCGCCCCUCAUCCACCGUGAAGGCUGCGUUGAAGAGCAGGGCGUGUAUAAAGAGUACGCCAAGCGUAUGAGCGCCGGCCAGCUUGUACCCACCAACCGCCAGUGGCGCGAGAUGCAGAUUUCUACGGCCACAGACCCAACAGAUACCGUGCGCAACCGCAUUGGUGCUGAUCAGGUUCUGAUUGACGGUAAGCUUAUGCAGCAACGAGAGUACAUGGGUGUCAAAGUUGUACUGCCCGUUUAA